This is a messenger RNA of Impatiens glandulifera, 945 nucleotides long. RefSeq lists its product as uncharacterized. NCBI's taxonomy places the organism in Eukaryota, Viridiplantae, Streptophyta, Magnoliopsida, Ericales, Balsaminaceae. The transcript is spliced from 4 exons. The coding region runs from base 195 to 719 and encodes 174 amino acids. The record is from RefSeq and is a predicted model, not a curated record.
AAGGGAAAGUUACUCUCUUUCUUUCUCUCUAGCCUUUUUAUAUAUACAUACAUAUUAUACAGAGCAAGAACAGAGCACGUCUGGCUUGUUAGAAAGAAAGAAAGAAAGUCCAAAACAGAAAGCAGCCAUUUUCGUUGAGCUCUUUUCAAUCUCUUCUCUUCUCCACAUUCUCUGUUUUCUGACACUGCCCACAAAUGGAUGAAUAUCAUUACCUUAGAAGAAGCCAUGUUCCUGCGUUUGGAAGCUGGGAAUACUGUACCAACAACGGCGCCGCCUCCAUCGACGACCUCCCUUUCACUCAAUGUUUCGAAUCCGCCAGACAGCCCGCCUCCGCCGCCGCCGGAGGGUUUUACCCUAUUUACACCGCUUACUCACAAGAUCAAGAUCUUUACGUCGCCGGCGAUCUCUAUCAGAACGACGUCGUUACACCCACAAUGAUCGUCGUCUCACGCAAUAGGGGAAAAAGAAAUUGCCAGCAGAAGAAAGGACGGCAAGGCAAAGAUGGGAAGACGAUGAUGAAGAAGAAAGAUGAUGAUGAUGAUGAUAGUUGGAUGCAAUGCGACGCCGUGAAAGUAGUCCAGACGCCGGAGAGAAAAAUCCCCAAGGCUGUUGAUGAAGAUCUAUACAAGAUCUCGCCGGACCUCCUCCACACUAAACCUAAAAUGAAGAGAAAAACAGGUCUGUUUUCAAGCUGCUUAAGGCCGAUCUGUGUGUCCUAAAGAAGAACUCCGGCCACCGUAUCCGCCGGUAACCGCCAUGUGAACACCACCUUUAAACUAGCUAUAGUACUAGUAGUAUUGUUAGUAGCAUAUAAUUUAAGAGAAGGGUAUGUGCGUGUGAUGAUUGUAAAACAAAAAAGAGUGAAAAAGUGGGGUUGGUUUGGUCUGGACCAAACAACAUAAUUAAGAGCAUACAUUAUAUAUAUAUUUUGAUGUUUCAUAUAUU